Doryrhamphus excisus (bluestripe pipefish) is the source of this 9445-nucleotide messenger RNA. It is a transcript of the gene mink1, whose product is annotated as misshapen-like kinase 1. Gene Ontology annotation, cellular component: cytosol. Gene Ontology annotation, biological process: protein phosphorylation. The record is from RefSeq and is a predicted model, not a curated record. Lineage: Eukaryota; Metazoa; Chordata; Actinopteri; Syngnathiformes; Syngnathidae. Gene Ontology annotation, molecular function: protein kinase activity; ATP binding.
CGCAACCAAUCUUCGACGCAACCCUGCAAAGACUGAAUGUGGAGCGAGGCUGGGAGUGGGAGGGAGGACUUGGAAGCAAAACAUGGCGAAAUAACAACUUUGGCUGUUAGACGCAGUUCGAAGCUGUCAUUAUAUACCGCAGUGUUGGAAUUACACCUACAAGUGCUCAAAUCUGGAUGAUACCAGGACAACGAUACGCGUAACUUUAAAGAGUCGAGGCCCAGUUUAGAUUAACGGGGGCUGGUCCAGAACACACCACCCGCCUGUCUGCUUGUGUUUUUCCUGGAAGGCUGGCACCGCUGGGCGCGACUGUCAACACAGAACAUGGAAGAAGAAGGAAAGUUGAUUCGAGAGACUAUUUAGCUGCUGCCUUAGCCGCCAUAGCUAACCAGUCAGAGCUGAUUUGAUUGCGCGCACCUGCCUCUCCGCGGACUGUCAUGUUGUAAAUUUGUGAUUAUUUAACAAGUUUGACAACUGCCGCAUUGUAGAAAAGCUCAAGUAACAAUACAAUCGGUUGAUAUUUACUUGAACAUAAUGGUGUCAGUUUGAUAGGCGGUUCUGUUGCGGUGCGGACGGACCCAGACGCCAUCACAUCAGACAUUACGUGCUCCCAAAAAAAACACUGCGUUUCUUGGCUGAAUGUUUUUUUUUCUUAUACCGCCAUCAACCAGUGGACCUGGUUCUAUUUAGUUGUUUUAUUUGCUCUACCGAAUGCAGCAUUUUCCUUGAUAACGUCAAUUGGAAUGUUAUUCGCCAUCAAAGACGCUGCGUCUUGCCAAAAUGAAGGCAGCAAGGUGUUGAACGGUGGAUGUGAACCUCUUUGAAAGCUACCCGCUCAUCGACCGAUCAGCAGUAAAAGUUUGUUGAAAUCUCUUUGAAGCUGAAUGUGUUUUAUCUCGAUUUUUUUGUAGACUACAGUUGAGGCGAGCUAGCCAGCUGGGAGCUUGUAACUGCGAUGUCUUUGCUUAUCGAAGUGCUACCGCCUUUUCCCUAACAAUUUCAGCAAACUGGACUGCCUAUUUAUAGCCAUUCAUGCUACAUAAGCCCAUUUGAGCUCACCAAAGGUGCCAUCUACAUCUCCCCCCCCGAAGUGCUUGUUGAGAAAAAAAACCUGGCUAACUUGUUAAGCUAACGCUCCAAGUUUUGGCCAGCCAUGUCUGAAAACGCCCCCACGCGAAGCCUGGAUGACAUCGACCUGGCGGCUCUGAGGGAUCCAGCAGGAAUCUUCGAGCUGGUUGAGGUUGUUGGCAAUGGGACAUAUGGUCAGGUGUACAAGGGCCGCCAUGUGAAAACGGGCCAGCUGGCGGCCAUCAAGGUGAUGGAUGUUACAGAGGAAGAAGAGGAGGAGAUCAAAGCCGAAAUCAACAUGCUGAAAAAAUACAGCCACCACCGCAACAUAGCCACGUAUUAUGGUGCCUUCGUCAAGAAGAGCCCACCAGGACACGAUGACCAGCUUUGGUUGGUGAUGGAGUUCUGCGGGGCGGGCUCAGUGACUGACUUGGUGAAAAACACAAAGGGCAGCUCACUGAAGGAGGACUGGAUUGCAUACAUCUGCAGAGAGAUUCUAAGGGGCCUUUCCCAUCUUCACACUCAUAAAGUCAUCCACAGAGACAUCAAGGGCCAAAAUGUACUGCUCACAGAGAAUGCUGAGGUCAAACUUGUUGAUUUCGGAGUCAGCGCUCAGCUGGACAGGACCGUGGGGCGUAGAAACACUUUCAUCGGCACACCUUACUGGAUGGCACCAGAAGUCAUUGCCUGCGAUGAAAACCCAGACUCUACCUACGACUACAGGAGUGAUAUUUGGUCCUUGGGAAUCACUGCCAUCGAAAUGGCCGAAGGAGCACCUCCACUGUGUGACAUGCAUCCAAUGAGAGCCCUCUUCCUUAUUCCCAGGAAUCCCCCUCCUAAACUCAAAUCUAAAAAGUGGUCGAAGAAAUUUAUUGAUUUUAUUGAGGCCUGUCUUGUGAAGACAUACCCCAGUCGACCAUCCACAGAGCAGCUGCUCAAGCACUCCUUCAUCAGGGACCAGCCUACCGAGCGGCAGGUCAGGAUUCAGCUCAAAGACCAUAUUGACCGGACGCGCAAAAAAAGGGGGGAGAAGGAAGAGACAGAGUACGAGUACAGUGGUAGCGAUGAAGAGGAUGAAAAUCGUAGCGAUGACAGAGAGUCAAGCUCAAUCCUCAAUGUGCCUGGGGAGUCCACCUUGCGCCGUGACUUCCAACGUCUCCAGCAGGAGAACAAGGAGCGCUCGGAGGCCCACAAGAGGCAACAGGCACAAUUGGCCGCUCAACGCAGGGACCCUGAGGAACACAAGAGGCAACUUCUGCACGACAGGCAGAAACGCAUCGAAGAGCAAAAAGAGCAGCGUCGGCGCCUGGAAGAGCAACAGAGAAAGGAGCGAGAGAUGGUGAGGCAGCAAGAAAAAGGUCCCCAUCGGAGACUUGACGAUAUGAGACGGGAGGAAGAUAGAAGGUUGGCUGAAAGAGAGCAGGAGUUUAUCAGGCAUAAGUUAGAAGAAGAACAGCGGCAGCUAGAAAUCCUUCAGCAGCAGCUGCUUCAGGAGCAGGCACUGCUUAUGGAGUAUAAGCGUAAACAGCUGGAGGAACAGCGUCAGUCCGAGCGGCUGCAGAGGCAGUUACAACAGGAGCAUGCUUACCUAGUGUCUCUGCAGCAACAGCAGCAGGAAAAGAAGCCACAGCUCUACCACUAUAACAAGAACUUGGAGCCCAACAACAAACCCACAUGGGCCCGGGAGGUGGAGGAGCGAAGUAAGCUCAACAGACAAGGCUCUCCCAAAAUCUGUACCACUGUCUCUGAUACGGCCAUCCAGUCACGCUCAGACUCAAUCAGCCAGUCUGGAGUGGCCCAGUCUGCUCAGACCCCUCCAAUGCAGAGACCUGUUGAACCACAAGGGGGGCAGGGCAAGUUCCAGAUGGCUCAUUUGGUUCCAUUAAAACCUUAUGCUGCUCCUGUUCCACGCUCCCAGUCUCUCUGUGACCAGCCCACUAAGACCAUGUCCGCAUUCCCCACCCAGGACCCCUCCCUCACCCCCACACCGCGAUCCAUCCACUCCAGAGAGCUAGUGCGUCAGAACUCAGAUCCCACAUCUGAGACCCCUGCACCACAGGUGCACCAAAUCAGGGAGGAGCGUGGGCCCUGGAUCCGCUUACCAGAUGUGGAACUCCCACCCAAGAUUCCCCAGAGGACAGCGUCAAUUGCCACCGCUCUCAACACCAACCUGACCUCUGGCAUUCGCCAUCCAGUGAGAGCCAGCAAUCCAGAUCUCAGCCGAAAUGAUCGCUGGGAGAGAGGAGACAGUAUGGCCAUCAUAUCUAAUCUUCCACAAACGGGCUCCUUAGAGAGGCAUCGUAUCCUUAGUUCCUCCAAAAUGGAUUCUCCCAUUCUCUCCAAUGAUAGUCGUCAUAAGCCAGGGGAGUCUCGCACCUCAUCUCGCCCGGGCCGUCCAGCUAGUUACAAGAGAGCAAUAGGAGAGGACCAUGGGCUUUUUGCCAAAGAGCGUGCUGAGGAGCAGCCGAGGCCCCCAGUCAAGGCAAAUGACUACUCCUCCUCCUCGGAGAGCAGCGAGAGUAGUGAGGAGAGCGAAAGUGGGGAGGGAGUGGAGGAGGAGGAGAGCCCCACCGAUCGUCACAGGGAUGCAGACACUGAUUCUGUCAAUACUAUGGUGGUUCAUGAAGAUGAGGGCGAGGAGGGAGAAGGAGAGCAGGCCGGAGGAUAUGGAGAUCAGACAAUGUUGGUGCAGAGGACCCCAGAGAAGCGGAGCCACAAUGGAUACACUAACUUGCCAGAUGUGGUGCAGCCCUCUCACUCCCCCACUGAUUCCACCACACACUCUUCCCCUGGGAAGGAUUCUGUGUAUGAUUAUCAGUCCAGAUGUUUGGUUAAGGCACCUGGCAAAUCCUCCUUCACAACAUUUGUGGAUCUUGGAAUGUACCAGACACCAGGAGGUACCGUGGAUAACAUCUCUGUUAGCAGCUCAAGAUUUGAGCAGCUAAAGAUGGAGGUGAGGAAAGGUUCCAUGGUGAAUGUAAAUCCCACCAACACUCGCCCCCCCAAUGACACACCUGAAAUCCGAAAGUACAAGAAGAGGUUUAACUCAGAGAUCCUAUGUGCUGCGCUCUGGGGUGUGAACCUGUUGGUGGGCACUGAGAAUGGUUUGAAGUUGCUGGACCGCAGUGGACAGGGCAAAGUCUAUCCACUCAUCAACUCUCGCAGGUUCCAACAGAUGGACGUUCUGGAGGGCCUUAACCUGCUUAUCACCAUUUCGGGCAAGAAAAACAAGGUCCGUGUUUACUACCUGGCCUGGCUCAGGAACAAGAUCCUCCACAAUGACCCUGAAGUGGAGAAGAAGCAAGGCUGGACCACUGUGGGUGAAAUGGAGGGCUGUGUGCACUACAAAGUUGUGAAAUAUGAGAGGAUAAAGUUCCUGGUGAUUGCUUUGAAGAAUGCAGUGGAAGUGUAUGCUUGGGCACCCAAGCCUUAUCACAAAUUCAUGGCCUUUAAGUCUUUUGCAGACCUGCCACACAGGCCUGUCCUUGUCGAUCUGACUGUGGAAGAGGGUCAGAGGUUGAAGGUCAUCUAUGGUUCCUGUGCUGGCUUUCAUGCCAUCGAUGUUGACUCUGGGAACAACUACGACAUUUACAUCCCGGUUCAUAUCCAGAGCCACAUAACACCACACGCUAUUGUGUUCCUGCCAAGUUCAGACGGCAUGGAGAUGCUUUUGUGCUACGAGGAUGAGGGCGUCUAUGUCAACACGUAUGGACGCAUCAUUAAAGACGUGGUUCUGCAGUGGGGUGAAAUGCCGACAUCUGUUGCUCAUAUUUGCUCAAAUCAGAUCAUGGGUUGGGGAGAAAAAGCCAUUGAGAUCCGUUCUGUGGAGACUGGACACCUGGAUGGCGUCUUCAUGCACAAGAGAGCUCAGAGGCUUAAGUUCCUUUGCGAGAGGAACGACAAGGUAUUCUUUGCCUCAGUGCGGUCGGGAGGCAGCAGCCAGGUGUACUUCAUGACCUUGAACAGAAACUGCAUCAUGAACUGGUGAAGGAACAGCUGUCCUGCUCUUUGUGGAAGCAGCAGGAUUUGGAGAUGGGAGUGCAUCCAACAUUAUCUCACGCACACAUGCGAGCAUGCUCGUUCCCGGUAGUUUACACACACACACACACACACACACACACACACACACACACACACAAGAUAAAUGCGCAUGCACAUGUUGUCUGAUAGACUUGCACACGUCUACUCCAGCCUAUACUCCCAUCAGAUCAUUUUGAGCCCGCCCCCAAUAACAUUUGCCACUGUAUCCACAAGUAAAUUUGUCUAUAGCAUUUAUUAGUUCCUACUGUAUAUAUUCCUGUCUUGACUUCCUUUUCUUGGUGGACCCGUGCUCAGUCGUAACAAUUUAGUUUGUGAAGUGCAUUCCUAGAUGGUUCUCCAGUUACAGAAGGAGCUAUUUACCAAUCCUGUAUGUUCAAGCUGUAAAUAGCACCAGUCACUUAGAACUGAAUCAUCUGCAGCCUACAUUUGUCGUGUUGCCACAGGAUGCAGUCACUGAAAGUGUUGGCACACCCAUCUGCUGUGGCUUAUGGCUCCCAGUUGUUUUGGGGAUCCGUAGAAUUUCCAUGGAGGCUUAGUACUUUCAUGCAAAAAGGGAACAUUGGGGCCAGCUUGUCCAAAAGUGAGAGCGUAUCUGGGACCUAUGCUUUUGCUCAUCUCUGUCGCAGCAGUUUAAAAUAUUUGUAACAGAGCAGUACUUCAUAGCGGUACUGUGAAACUCCUCGCUUUGUCUUUUUCCUUCAGUUGAGGCGAACCAGUUACCUGUCUCGUCACACUUGUACCUAACAUUUUUUUCAUGGAUUUACAACAAAUUUGAUAUUUAUAUGUAGUGCUUCUGUAUGAGUAUUAGCCUACUGGUAUUCUUGAUUUUGCUCUACUGUAAUUAUAUUGCCAUAAUAUUGCAAUAUAUGCUGUUCUUGUGCAGUCUGUGGAGGAGAGGAGACUUUGUUAGUGUCUGUGGCUGUAACCAAUGUGAUGAUUUAACUUAGGAGGCGCGCGGCGAUCUCCUCUACUGUAAAAUACUCCACUUGUGUUUUCCUAGUGUGGAUCUGUCAUGAGCCGUAGCUCACCACAGAUCAUACAGUGGAACCUCAGUUUUCGUCACCAAUCUGUUCCUAAAAGAUCAGAUGAAAACCAAAUAUGUUUAGCAAAUCCAAUAAAUCAAUUCCAGACACCCCAAAAUAUGACCACAAAACGCCUUAAAUCUUAUUUAUCAUCACUUUCACCAUCUUGUUGGUGAACACAGAUGAGUGAAUGGAGGAGGUGUGAACUUGAGCAGCAGGCACAAUAAUCAUCACACCUCACUUUCUGUUAUGUGUCUCACUCAAACGGUUCCCCCUGCAACCUGUGUUAACUAGGAACUUUUACAUUAAAACCCUAUACUACUUUGCUAUGAGUAUGAUGCACAUAUAUAUUAAUCUUAUUCAAGGAUACUUUGUCUGGAAUCUGUUUAUAGUGUCCCAACUCGAAAAUAGCCAAUAUCCAAUAUGUGGAUGCUUUGUUUGGGCACUAGAUUCCACAGAACGAUAUAUACUGACAAAUGGAUGAAUUUGUUAGGCCGUACGAAUUUUUGUGGAAAACUGAGGUACCACUGUAUUUCCCUUGGGCCCAUAGAAAGACGAGGAUGGCGUCCCAUCAGGGUGGAUAUCAUUUCUGUGUAAACAUUCUACCAAAGCCAUUAGAAGACACUGCAACAUGGGGGAGAAUACAGGCCAAAGGGAGGACAAGAUGCACAUCCCCCAGAUAACCAACCAUGUGUAAUGACACUGGCAUAGAAACACUGCAGCAGGCGAAGGGUGUGGAAUUAUGAGUUUUUGACAGCUGAUCUCUGACACCCAAAAAGUUGCAGCAGUACUGCAGUUAGCUGUUUAGAUAGCAGGGAUUUGUUGAUGUCUAAAGGAUGGAGUUGUUGCUUGUGUGUGCUCAAUGGGUCCAUCUGAUCCAAGGUGUUCCCUUAAGGUGAAGAGAUAUUUCUAUAUUGUCAAGGCAAAGUGGUUAGAUAUACAAAUGUACUUGUAAGCCAUUCAACUACAAUAUAUUAGCAUAUCAAACUUGUUUAGCUAUUGUGUUCCUAUUCUUGGCAUCUCUGACUGACAUUCCACGCAGGAUCAAUGGCACGUGUGAUUUUAUUCAUGUUUAUCAAUUAUAGCCAUGUUUACAGUUUAAGCAGUGCCUUGGAGUUGGAAGGAAGAAAAUCGAAUAAGAUGGGUUUAAAGCCCGCCCCCGUUUCAAAGAGGUAUAGUUUGUUCCCUUGAAUGAUUAACAUCUGCCUGUUAAAGUGCACUUAAUAAAUUUAAAAUGCGUCCAUAUUCCAAUGAUUUCAGUAUUGAUCAGUGACUAUUCAGAAAGUUGCAAUAACAAGGAAUCAAACUGUCCCGUUACUCCUAUACGUGUGAAAUGUUUCGUGAUGUCUGCUUGUAGAUUGGCUCUACUCUUCAAUAUCAGCGGUAUAGUGGGGGGGUAGUAGCCGGACUAUAUCCAGAGAAGUCUAUUUUAUAAAAUAUAUAAAUGAGUCAAGAGAAAUAACCGUGAAUGUACUUCUAUCUAAGAGAGAUUUGUAUUUAUAUAUCAAUGUGUGCCGCUCCUAUUAGUCAAAGCACAAUGUAGAGCAGUGUAUUUUCAGUGUUGGUCAUCAGGUAGGAGGUAGUAGACCCGCAUCCGCAUUUCUCGUCUUAUAUCCCAAAGUGGGAUCAGACCUCUCGAGUUCCUCCGCACCGAGCAGUCUGUCAUGCUGGAACAGAAAGGUUGGAAGAAUGAGAUGGUUCAAAAAGGUCCCCUUGAUUGACACAUUGGUUUAUAUCAGGGGUAGGGAACCUAUGGCUCGCAAGACAUUCCAUAAAAUGCGAUUGGCUAGCGGCAAGUCCAGGGUGUACCCCACCACUUAUAGGCUCCAGCAGCAUAAAAAAUGAAUGAAUGGAUUUUGAAGUCAAACAUUACAGAAAUCACAGUAUUAUUAUUAAAUAUCGUCAUGCAUAUUAAUUCAUCCAUUAAUUUGCUACCACCAGUGGCCAGAGCCAGUGCUAGCUAUAUCCUUCCCAUAUUUUGCAGCAAAGACACCAAAACUCCAUUAUUAUUGGAUAUUGCGGUAGCCUGACCAUGUCUACCAGAGGUCAGGAAGUAACCUUCCCUCCUUUAAUCACUCAGUGAGCCCAUUUUGUCGAGCAAACCCUUCUGAUGGAGAAUAUAGCGCAAAAAAGUAAGAAGUAAUGGAUUUAUUAUUGGGUGGCUACAAUAUUCAUUCAUUUUCUACCGCUUAUCCUCAUGAGGGUCGCAGACAUGCUGGAGCCUAUCCCAGCAGUCUUCGGGUGAGAAGCGGGGUACACCCUGGACUGGUCGCCAGUCAAUCACAGGGCACAUAUAGACAACCAUUGACACCACACUCACUAUAACAAUAUUAUUAAAGAAUAUUAUAUGGCUCUGAUGGAAGUACAUUUUAAAAUAUGUGGCUUUCAUGGCUCUCGGCUGAAAAGGUUCUCAACCCCUGGUUUAUAGGUUGGUUUUUCCCCAUGUAUUUUGUAUUAUCGGCUAUAUGCAAUAUAAUAAUUGAUGAGUUUUGUGAGUUGACCUUGUCAUUGGAGUCUGAUUGUUUGUGGAGCACCUUUUGAUGGCACAUAUAUAUACUAUCAUAGACAAUUGGACUCGAUUAGCUACAAUCAUGCAUUUCUAGUUGAAAAACAAACUAGCAUCACAUUCCUGUGUUGAAGUGCCCUAUAGUUCCUUCUUCUUCUGAAAGUGGCAUUGGUUGGUCAUGUCCUUCAGAGCCCUUCAAGGCUGACAUAGUGUGACCUUGAGGGUAGGACGUGAAUGUUCCUGAACAGGGCAGGAUGCACAAAGAGCUCUGUCAUAGAAAUAGAAAUGGUGUCUAACUUAUUUUGCAAGCAAUACAAGCAUCUCAGUACAUCUUAUAGAAAGAGAGUAUUUGGAGGCCUUUGGCAGCCUCAGCGAUGGCUGCUUUGUGAGUUUCCCAUGACGGAUAUUCCGGUUCUGUGCUUUUGCUUUUUGGUUGUAAUUAUGGGGUUACAGCUUUUCUCUGUUGGCGUAACACAAUCGGUAGCUGUGAUGCUCAUUCUGUUUUGCUUUUACGGAAUCCCAGAAUUUAUGAAGAAGAUCUAAAGUGAUAAUGGAAACUAAUCAUCAGCAGCAAUCACUAGCUGAAGCAAAUCAACUGUAGUGGAGACCAUUUGGACACUAAUAUAAUUUAUACAUAUAUCUAUUUUUUAAUGGCAUUGCAGUGUUUUAGUUGGGCAACGCUUCUUAUUUGUGAGAGGUUAACUCCAGAUUGUAUUUCAUAAGCUCUUUAAAACUUUCAAAAAGAUUGUGUUUCAAUGAAUUCUUGUCUAAUACAGAAAGGUUUGAAAAAUAAAAAGUCUUGAUUUCA